AUGAGCGACAAAUACAAGCCCACUGAGCACGAGGGUCUCAAGGAGGACGGUACUCCAGACAAGAGAGUUGGCACUGGAGAGUUCGCCUACGGUCAAGUUGAUCCACAUGAGGCCGGAGCCAAAGGUGGACAAGCAACAGGUAGCUCUGAUACCGACGAGAGCUACGAGAACGAGGGCGGCGGCAGCAGCGGAGGUAGUAGCGGAGGCCAAUUCGCACACGGAAAAGUCGACCCACAUGAGGCUGGCAAGAAGGGAGGAAGAUCUUCCAAUACUGGAUCUUCUUAG
Molecule: messenger RNA, 285 nt
Organism: Sclerotinia sclerotiorum 1980 UF-70
Lineage: Eukaryota; Fungi; Ascomycota; Leotiomycetes; Helotiales; Sclerotiniaceae
Exons: 4
Coding region: 1-285 (94 amino acids)
Source: RefSeq, a predicted model, not a curated record